This is a messenger RNA of Puntigrus tetrazona (Sumatra barb), 2701 nucleotides long. RefSeq names its product G protein-coupled receptor 37a (gene gpr37a). Gene Ontology annotation, cellular component: signaling receptor complex; plasma membrane. Gene Ontology annotation, biological process: positive regulation of MAPK cascade; adenylate cyclase-inhibiting G protein-coupled receptor signaling pathway. Gene Ontology annotation, molecular function: G protein-coupled peptide receptor activity; prosaposin receptor activity. The transcript has 2 exons. The record is from RefSeq and is a predicted model, not a curated record. NCBI's taxonomy places the organism in Eukaryota, Metazoa, Chordata, Actinopteri, Cypriniformes, Cyprinidae. The coding region runs from base 429 to 2093 and encodes 554 amino acids.
UGUAUUGCGUGUGUAUUUCUCCAGCUAAAGGAAGGUAACCGAGCAUAGACAGUCGGUUGAUGCGUUUCUGUUUCAGACCGCUAGGUGGUUGCUCUUGUGACAGAUGCGCUUCAGGAGCUCAAGGACUUUCACUUUACCGAGAUGCUGGAUGUUCUCGUUCUCUCUUUCCCCCCGCACGAAACUCUAGGAAAUGUUUCAGGGGCUUCGGUUAGCUUUUAAUUGUUUGGUCAAUCACCUCUCUGACCAAGCAUUUCCACUUUUUCCCCUCACGCUUCUGCUGUUAUAUUACUACUUUUAGAAAUGGAAACCGGGGAUGCUCGUCUAAACGAGAGACCGGCGAACGGAACGAAGCUUGACGUUCGCUCCGCAGCUUUGCCUUAACGGUACCGGGACGAUCGGAUUUGGAUAUUUUUCGAGGAAUAUACACGAUGGAUGUGCAAUUUUUAACUGUGUUUUGUUUGCUCGUUUGCUGUGAACUUUCGGCGGUUCUCGCGCGCGGCGGCAACGCGGCAGAUGUAACGCUUGAAAGGGCUUCAUCCCAUAAAGUGCGUGAAAUCGGCACGGACGGCCGUGAGCGACGUUUAACUUUAAGCGAAACGAGUUUCGAGGAGCCCACGGACGUGCUUUCGACGAGCGGGACCGCCGUGAAGCUAACGCCGGAGAACGGGAGCGAUAACGCGAGGGCGUCUUCCAGGCGAAAGUACGAGGAGAGCGAUCGGCUGGACGGAUAUGGACAGUUUAUGAAAGGAAAGCCGGGCGUUAAAAGGCGUUUUCGUCGACAGGAGAGAGUAACGGGCGGGAAUCAAACCAUCAAAUCUCCAGACGAUGAACUCGGGCGCGCGGAGCCCUUGCCUAAACCCGUAGCGCAGAUCCAGCCUACGGAGUUCACUUCUAUCCCUGAAUGGGGCACCUCACCUGUGGAGGACUUCGAGGAAGCCUUUACCCCGUUCGUCCCCUUUAACACGCGAUCAAAAGCUCCGGGGGUGAAGAACCCGUUUUACCCCGUGACAGGUGAAUCGUACGGCGCGUAUGCCGUCAUGUGCGUCUCCAUUCUCAUUUUCACUGUGGGAAUUAUUGGGAAUAUAGCGAUCAUGUGCAUAGUGUGCCACAAUUACUACAUGAGAAGCAUUUCGAACUCCUUGCUGGCCAACCUCGCCCUGUGGGAUUUUGUCAUCCUCUUUUUCUGCUUGCCGCUUGUUAUAUUCCACGAACUCACUAAGGAUUGGCUCCUUGGGGAAUUCUCCUGUAAAAUCAUUCCGUACAUUGAGGUGGCGUCUUUAGGAGUAACUACCUUCACUCUUUGUGCUUUGUGCAUCGACCGUUUCCGCGCCGCGAGCAACGUCCAGAUGUACUACGAGAUGAUUGAGAAUUGCACCUCCACUACCGCCAAGCUAACCGUGAUCUGGCUGGGUGCUCUGCUCCUCGCCCUGCCCGAGCUCCUCAUCCGGCAGCUGGUGAAAGAGGAGCGCGAGCCUCCGGAGGUGAUACCUUGUGAACAUUGCGUAAUCCGAAUCUCCACGGCUCUCCCAGACACACUUUACGUGCUCGGGCUCACCUACAACAGCGCUCGCCUGUGGUGGUACUUUGGCUGCUACUUCUGCCUGCCCACCCUCUUCACCAUCAUCAGCUCGGUGGUGACCGCACGCAAGAUCCGCAAAGCUGAGCGCACCAGUGUCCGAGGCAACCGCAAGCAGAUCCAACUGGAAAGCCAGAUGAACUGCAUCGUGGUGGCUUUGGCUAUCCUGUACGGCUUUUGUGUUAUUCCAGAGAACAUCAGCAACAUCGUAGCGGUGUACAUGGCUACAGGCGUGCCACGUCGUACCCUGGAUAUUCUUCAUUUGGUGAGUCAGAUGAUGCUGUUCUGCAAGUCCGCCGUUACGCCCGUCCUGCUUCUGGCGCUCUGUCGGCCCUUCAGCAAAGCCUUCUUGGACUGCUGCUGCUGCUGUUUCGAGGAGUGCGGCCCACCAAAGUCCUCCGAGCCCAACAGUGAUGACAACGAUCAGGAUGGCACCACCGAGCUCGAGCUUUCACCCUACAGCACUGUAGUCCGCAGGGAUCCAUCUACCUUCCCAAUAGCAGGAACGCACUGCUAAGGUUGUACCUUACCGAAGGGCUAAACAAUACCAAGGGCUUAGAUUUGCAGAGAUGAUAUUUUAACAGGCUGUGCAAUUUUGUGCAGUUUCUGUUUACACUCAAGUUUGCCCAGAAACUGAAUAUUUUACUUUUUGAAAAUAGAGACAAAAGCCGCAUUUAUCCAAGGCUACAUGGUCUUAGAGAUGCAACUGCCUAUUGAUGUUUACAAAAGACGAAAUGCGUUCCUUGUGUAGUUUCUUGGAAGUUUGUAGAAGUCUAGAAGUAUUAUGAAUUAACUCACAGGCAUUUGUUAUAUUUGCACAGUUUUCUUACCCCUCUAUCUUUUUUUUUUUUUUUUUUUUAAUUUGGUGUAUUUAUGUUUUUUUGUUUUUUUUUUCCCAAAAUGUCUCUGAAGCUUAUGGAAGGUAUUAGAAAAUGGCUGUUUGUAGUUUGUUUUGGUGUUGUGGAAACUGGCGAUUCUUGUGAAUCGGUUUAAUGUUAAGUCUAGCUCCCUUGCUAUGUAAGUAUUAAAUUCACUCUGUAUUUGCUAGCAGAAGAACUUGUGCUGUUCUUCAGCCACUGGAAAGCACUGAAGAAGCUAUUUAGUCAAGACAUGUCACUUUAAUAA